GAGAGAGAGAGAGAGAGACGCCUGAUACAGCCUCAGUCUCUUUCCCUUUAAUCUCUUUUUUUCAGUCAGUGCUGCCUCUUUCUAUGGAGACAAUCAGAUUAUCUACAAUUUACUGUUUCUCCGCAGUGAUUUCAACGCAUUACCUUAAUCUAUGUGGGUCAUUUACAUCAGAUAUGUUGCCGCGUCUCUGUUGAACAGUCUCCGGUGAGCCACCUCUCUUUCGGACGGCAGCAUCACGUUGGAUUUUAACAGGGGCAGAACGGAGUUAGAUUUUUUCCCUUGUGUGGCACAUACAUUUUGACCGUACCCCAGGUAGUCGGGCGUCAGGACAGAAGCCGUACAAUGCAGAUACUGCAAAGGCAAACCAAUAAAGGAGGAAUUGAAAGGAGGGAGUAAUUACACCAGAGGACAGCUCAGGGAAGAAGAGCCACAUUUUGUUUCUCGUCAAAAGGAUAGCAGUUAAAGAACGACAGAAAUACAACUGAGAUCCAGAAUCGCCCUCAUGGCUAGGGGGAAUGCCGUGAUUGUUGAUUUGAUUGGUGGGAGUGCUGUCAAUCAUCUGUCCGUUGCAGCCUGAAGGCCGGUUUCACCUUGGCUGUGGGAGAAGGGAGGAGUGGAGGACUGUGAAUUCAAAUAACUCUGCCAACCGCAGCUGGACCAUGUCACGGCUCAGAGGAACUCCAUGGAUAACACUCACCAUGGUUCGUCCGCUGGCUACUCUCCGUCUUUUUUCCUGGAUUGUGCUUGCGGCUGCUUGGCUAGCCAUUACACAGGGCCAGCAGCAACCCAUUGUCACGACAAACUACGGCAAGCUAAGAGGCUUGAAAACAUCUCUGCCCAAUGAGAUUUUAGGGCCUGUGGAACAGUAUCUGGGGAUUCCCUAUGCCCUCCCGCCCACGGGAGAGAGAAGGUUUCAACCCCCUGAGCCCCCCAUGUCCUGGCCUGGGAUUCGAAAUGCCACACAGUUUGCUCCCGUUUGUCCUCAGUUUCUGGAAGAUCGGUUUUUACUCAAUGAUAUGUUACCUGUAUGGUUCACCGCCAACUUGGAUACCGUUGUAACCUACGUACAAGAUCAAAGCGAAGACUGCCUAUACUUAAACAUUUAUGUUCCCACCGAGGAUGUGGGAGCCAACACAGUCAAAGGCGAUGAUUUCACCAAUAAUGAGGGUGGCGAAAAUAAAGACAUCCAUGAUGAGAAUGGGCUGAGACCUGUGAUGGUGUACAUCCAUGGUGGGUCCUACAUGGAAGGAACAGGAAAUAUGAUUGACGGCAGCAUUCUGGCCAGCUAUGGAAAUGUCAUCGUGGUGACCCUGAAUUAUAGGCUGGGAGUGCUGGGGUUCCUGAGUACAGGUGACCAGGCAGCCAAAGGAAAUUAUGGGCUAUUGGACCAGAUCCAAGCACUCCGGUGGAUCAAAGAGAAUAUCCAGGCUUUCAAAGGCGACCCAAAAAGGGUGACUAUAUUUGGAUCAGGAGCUGGGGCAUCCUGUGUAAGCUUGCUGACCCUGUCACACUAUUCAGAAGAUUUGUUUCAGAAAGCCAUCAUCCAGAGUGGGACUGCUCUAUCAAGCUGGGCCGUCAACUACCAGCCAGCCAAAUACACCCGCAUACUAGCUGAGAAGGUGGGCUGCAACAUGCUAGAUACUAUAGAUCUGGUGGAAUGUCUGCAGAACAAAAACUACAAGGAGCUGAUUGAACAGUACAUCACACAGGCCAAGUACCACAUUGCUUUUGGUCCAGUUAUCGAUGGUGACGUCAUCCCCGAUGACCCCCAAAUUCUGAUGGAGCAGGGAGAGUUCCUCAACUAUGACAUCAUGCUUGGCGUCAACCAGGGUGAGGGUUUUAAAUUUGUGGAUGGCAUCGUGGACAGUGAGGAUGGUGUCUCUGCAAAUGAUUUUGACUUUGCUGUGUCUGAUUUUGUGGACCACCUCUAUGGUUAUCCCGAGGGCAAGGAUACGCUCCGAGAAACCAUCAAGUUCAUGUAUACCGACUGGGCUGACAAGGAGAAUCCGGAGACCAGACGAAAGACUCUGGUUGCACUCUUCACCGAUCACCAAUGGGUGGCACCAGCGGUAGCUACGGCAGACCUUCAUGCUCAGUAUGGAUCUCCAACGUACUUUUAUGCAUUCUACCACCAUUGUCAGAGUGAAAUGAAACCUAGCUGGUCGGAUUCAGCACAUGGAGACGAGGUGCCUUAUGUGUUUGGAAUUCCCAUGAUUGGCCCUACUGAUCUCUUUAACUGCAAUUUUUCCAAAAACGAUGUCAUGCUUUCAGCGGUGGUAAUGACUUACUGGACAAAUUUCGCUAAAACGGGGGAUCCAAAUCAACCAGUUCCACAGGACACCAAAUUCAUCCACACAAAGCCUAACCGUUUCGAGGAAGUGGCCUGGUCUAAAUACAACCCCAAAGACCAGCUCUACUUACACAUUGGGCUGAAGCCAAGGGUGAGAGAUCACUAUCGCGCAACUAAGGUUGCUUUCUGGUUAGAGCUGGUACCUCAUCUUCAUAACAUCAAUGAACUUUUUCAAUAUGUCUCGACCACGACUAAGAUACCUCCUCAGGAUACUACACCAUUCCCAUACACUAAGAGACUAGGUAAAACAUGGCCGUCCACUACACGUCAUCCUGGUGUUCCUCCCGCCAACACCAAACAAACUACAGACCAGCGUAAAGGCAAUGAUCUGGGUGACGACUCAGCGGUGGUUAUCGAGACAAAGCGAGAUUACUCUACUGAGCUCAGUGUGACCAUCGCGGUGGGUGCAUCUCUCCUCUUCCUCAACAUUCUGGCCUUUGCAGCACUUUACUACAAGAAGGAUAAGCGUCGUCACGAAUCCAACCGACGAGGGCCCAGCCCGCAGAGGAACUCUGCUCCGGCUAAUGUGGUGGCUAACACUAAUGACAUAGCACAUUUGCAGAGCGAGGAGCUGAUGUCACUUCAGAUGAAACAGCAGCAGAUGGAGCAUGAGCACCAUCAUGAGUGCGAUUCACCACAGGCCCACGAUACUCUUCGUCUCACCUGCCCGGCCGAUUAUACGCUUACUCUGCGACGUUCGCCCGAUGACAUCCCGCUCAUGACGCCAAGUACCAUAACAAUGAUUCCUAACUCUCUGGCCGGAAUGCAGCCCCUGCACAAUUUCAACACUUUUGGAGGUAGUCAGAACAGUACCAACCUGCCCCAUGGGCACUCCACCACCAGGGUAUAGCUUCUGAAAGAUCCUUUUCAGAACUAAUGGACAUGGUCUGCUAAGGCAUUGGUGGUUAAGGACCUUUGUUUGUCAUGGCAAACUGUGCUGACUUUGUUCCACUUUGAGACUUAUCAUGGUGGAUGAGAUGUUAUUUUCCUAUGAAGUCUUCUUGCAGAAUAUAUCAAAGUCAAAAAUGACCUACUUGCGAAAAAAAUGAAUGUUACUAAAGUAAUACUUUAUUUGGAGCCAAGCUUGUUAAAGGCAGGGGACUUUACACCAAAAGACAAGAACUCUUUCUGAAGGACUUUUUUGCUUGCAUAGACAAUAUACACACAAACGACAGAGGUUAAAGGAUCUAACAAAGCUUUGUUUGUGCCAUAACAUAUGUCAUAUACCAAGAGCAACAAUGAGAGCAAUGUUAUUAUGUGAGAAUUAUAUUUCAGACGAACACAUUAAUAUUAUUUUCUGAGAGUUUUGUCACAUACCGAACAUGUGGACUGAUCUCAAAAAUCCCAGCCUGAAAUGUAAUAAUGACAAAAUUUGUAAAAGUGACAACAUGUAAAUACUUGUGAAUCAAAUACAAAUAUUAAAAUAAUUACAAAAGCUUUUAUUGUUGUUUAGUUCAAAAUAUGACUAUUAAUGAGCUUACGCUUUCGUUAAGGUGCGUGUAAAUAAAUCAGUCAUUAUCUUUUCUUUUUCUUUUUGAAAUCAUGUCUGUGCUAAACACCCUUUACACCUGAAAAAGAAAUAAAAGAGAGGACAGCAUUCUUAUUCCAAAGCCUCUAAAUAUCCAUUUCAGUCAUUUGAGUGUUCCUUUGUCCCGAUGUUUGACGAAUAUUGCAUGUUUGACUGCUACUUUACAUUUGACAAACCCAUACCGUGACCCCAUACAGAUGUUAAAAAU
This is a messenger RNA of Rhinichthys klamathensis goyatoka, 4086 nucleotides long. It is a transcript of the gene nlgn4xa, whose product is annotated as neuroligin 4 X-linked a. The coding region runs from base 660 to 3200 and encodes 846 amino acids. The transcript is spliced from 7 exons. Gene Ontology annotation, biological process: postsynaptic membrane assembly; neuron cell-cell adhesion; synaptic vesicle endocytosis. The record is from RefSeq and is a predicted model, not a curated record. Gene Ontology annotation, molecular function: neurexin family protein binding; signaling receptor activity. NCBI's taxonomy places the organism in Eukaryota, Metazoa, Chordata, Actinopteri, Cypriniformes, Leuciscidae. Gene Ontology annotation, cellular component: cell surface; postsynaptic specialization membrane; synapse.